GAAGGAUUUAUCGGUCAGGAGGGGCUUCCUGUGACAAACAAAAAGGUGCUGAGUUUAUUUAUUGCUUCAUAUACUGGCUUCUUCACCUUGUAGACGCUGACGCCAUGGAACAUUGGACCCUUAACGUUUCAAGUUGUUUUCCACCCCUUGAAUUUACGUGGUACAUUGGUAUAUGUGCAAACACUCCGACACCUUGUGUACACUUAGUAGUCAGGACGUCGACGAACCGACCAGUCGACGCCAAAAGAAGGCCUGGGUAACUUUCACACUACAGGCAUUUCCACGAGGCGACCAUCCAAACUUCGAAGAGAUUCCGCUAGGAAGUGACUUCGGGAAGCGAGCGUGACUGUGAUCAUAUCGAUUGACAAAGAUGUGAUCGUCUCUGAACAGCGACAUCGGGAUGCAAGAACAAACGGGACGUUCGUCGCUUAUUUGUAAAUGACUGACGGUAGUGUGGCCACUCCGGGACAUAGUCAUUGUGGCAACCCCGGCACAUAGCAAAACACACUGAAAGAACGACAACUCACGUGGUAGCGAACCCUUAAAGGGCUGUAUGGUCUUAUGUGAAGUGUUGUGCGUCGUGCAGAUUUGUCGUAGGAUUAACCAACUUAUGGCGUCACGUCACGUGCCCCUAAGGUCUCUGAGGAGGGCUACUGUCGUACAGUCUGAAAUUCGACGCACCAACGUUUUGUGUCGGCUCUGUACUAAGUGAUGAUCUCAUAUAGUACUUUCAAUACAGCUGAGGAAACGUCACCUUUACCCCGUGAAGUAAUGUUCAAACAAAGCAGUUUCAAAACAUGGCUCUUGAAAUUUAUAUUGGCAACGUUGCUCGCUGUUGCAUCUGUGCUAUAGGAAUGUUGGCAAACCUGCUCGUCUUGUUCAUCGUGGCCCGCUACCCAACCAUGAGGACCGCCUGUAACGUGUACGUAGCGAACCUUGCAGUAACUGACUUCGCUGUCAGCCUUCUCACUCUCAUCCAGUCCAUUGUUGUACUUUCAGAUCCAUCUUAUUGGGCUGGGGAUAGAAACGCGGGCUCUACUUUUUACCUGCAAAGUUGUGACGUAAGCCGAGUGAUCUUCUUUUUCCUCGCCGCAACCAGCAUCCUCCUGCUUACAGUGAUAGCUGUGGAGCGACACAAGGUGAUAACAGACCCGCUGGGCAGCCUACAACACGGGACGGUAAAACACGCGGGGAGGACCUGUUCCGUGGUGUGGAUAGUGGGCGCCUUGAUCGCAGCUAUAGACACGAUCACCAGGAAUGCUGUCAAAAACGACUGGACCUUCACAGGUGCUAGUCUAAAUUCUGUGUCGUGUGUCUUUCUAAAGCUCGAGACCUCUGAUACUAGUCAUACUUUUUUGACUGUCGUGGUUCUCUUGUUCUUUUUAUUCCUCUAUGUAUUGCCGAGCUGUAUAAUAAUCAUCCUCUACACGCGGAUAUUGGUGAAAGUGAGGCAGUCUCGCCGUUUGGCGGUGCGGGAGACGAGGUCGGAUGACCAGGCGUACCUCAUGGUAUUUGUAGUGACUGUUUUCUUUCUUGUCGCCUGGCUCCCCAUCCACAUCGUUGUUAUUAUAAAUUUGAUUGUUCCGAACAAUCGCCAGAACAUGAUUGCUUCAGAAGUUGCGCUACUCCUCGUGAUGUUAAACUCCGUGGCCAAUCCGUUUCUGUACGGUCUUCUUGGGAAGAACUUUCGCGACAAACUCAAAAAGAUGUUCUGCUGCAAACAGGGCACUAGACAGAUCAUCGGCACGACAUACCAUGGUCUGGGGCAGAUCCAGGUGACAGGCAGUACAGGACAGGCCCAGGCUACAGAAGGGAUAGGACAGAGCCAGGCUACGGACGGUAUAGGACACUCCCAAGCUAAAGGCGGGACAGGACAGGCCCAAGCUACUAGCUUGACAGAACAGGCCCAGGUUACAGGCGGGGCAGAAGAGGGCCCGGCUUCAGGCGGGACUGAACUGGCCCAGGUUACGUGUGGGACAGGACAGGCCCAUGUUACAGGCGGGACAGAAGAGGGCCCGGGUACAGACGGGUCGGGACAGGCCCAGGUUACGUGCGGGACAGGUCAGGCCCAGGCUACAGGCGGGACAGGCCAGGCCCAGGUUACAGGCGGGACAGGUCAGGCCCAGGUUACAGGCGGGACAGGUCAGGCCCAGGUUACAGGCGGGGCAGAACAGGCCAAUGUUACAGACGGGACAGAAGAGGGCCCGGGUACAGACGGGACAGGACAGACCCAGGUUACGUGCGGGACAGGUCAGGCCCAGGCCCAGGCUACAGGCGGGACAGGACAGGCCCAGGUUACAGGCGGGGCAGGUCAGGCCCAGGUUACAGGCGGGGCAGAACAGGCCAAUGUUACAGACGGGACCAUAAGAGGGCCCGGGUACAGACGGGACAGGACAGACCCAGGUUACGUGCGGGACAGGCCAGGCCCAGGCUACAGGCGGGACAGGUCAGGCCCAGGUUACAGGUGGGACAGAACAAGGCCAGGCUGCAGGCGGGACAAAACAGUCCCAUGUUACAAGCGGGAUAGGUUAGGCCCAGGCUACGUGCAGGACAGAACAGGCCCAGGUUACAGGUGGGGCAGGACUAGCCCAAGCUAAAGAAGAGAAAGACCACGUCACAGACAGUGCCACACUGCCCACAGCUAACAGAGACAUCAGACUAAAAGCAGUCUAAAGGGACAAGGGCUAAAUGAAUCGGGGCGUUUACAUGAGCAAAGAGAUACGUAGCAAGACGGCCACAAAAGAGGAUAAAUACGUUUUACAAAUAGACAUCUCGUUUAUCUGAAGGAUUUCUGACGAAGACCAAAUUGUACCCUAUUGUAUAUGCCUACAUAUACAUACGGUAAUAAUCAUUUUACUUUACGUUAUUUGCUUAAUAGUCGGUGGAGGCCUCCGAAAGAUAAUGCUGUCAUCCGAUCGAUAUUCUAGAAAUAGAAUGUCAUAUAUCUAAAACUUUCUGAUUGAUAUUGUAGCAUUGACAUCACACUUGCAGGAGACACGUAAUGGCUAUAGAGACCGGUUAAGUUAUAGUAACAAUAGUAAAACAUUAAACUGCUGAAUCCCUAAAAACAAGAGCUACGUGGGACCCUUACCUUGAAAUAAUUAUUACAAUUCAAAUUUCAUGUAACCGACGUCCAAGCUUAAUGUAUCGACUGACUAAAUUUUAAAAGAGAGUAAGGCUAUGUGUUCGGUAUCCGGAGAGAUCUUGAAGAAAAUGGUAUCAUUGGCGUCCUUAAGGGUUCAACACAUUCUGAAAGAAAUUCAAGUUGAUGAGUAAGGGAUUGGGCCCUAUUGACAAAUUUAUUACAAUAGCCUCAACAUGUAACCGACGCUACAGAAAGUUGUUCCUUUAAACCUGAGACAAUCGGCAUCGUUCCUCCAAAAGGGUACAGAUUUAGGGAGAGUAUGUCUCGCGAGGCCAUAAAAUGGCUAAUUAUGUGGCGCCCACGAAACAGAAAUCAUUAAGUUAUGCAAAGAACAGACCCAAUUGGGGGCUUCGAGUAUCUAAACGAGUACGUAGUAGGCGUGAUGAUGUGCAGGAGGUGCAACCACGACGACUUUUUUUACCCAGCUUUACCUGCCAUGGUAGAAGAUAAACUAAUGUCCCAUUGUGUAACACUUCUGCGCAAACGCCAAGCACUGUAGAGCAUACUGACAAAGAAGGCUCAUUUGUUGGGACAUGGUAUAUAUACGCCAUAUAGGAGUAUCACAUGUAAGAUAUAUGAGGUGCAUCCCUUAACCCUCAAACCACCGUACGUUUUUUUGACGUAGAUUACCGUAUGGGGUCAAA
Branchiostoma floridae (Florida lancelet) is the source of this 3789-nucleotide messenger RNA. RefSeq names its product somatostatin receptor type 3-like. Bases 798 to 2597 code for a protein of 599 amino acids. The transcript has 2 exons. Gene Ontology annotation, molecular function: neuropeptide binding; G protein-coupled receptor activity. NCBI's taxonomy places the organism in Eukaryota, Metazoa, Chordata, Leptocardii, Amphioxiformes, Branchiostomatidae. Gene Ontology annotation, biological process: neuropeptide signaling pathway. The record is from RefSeq and is a predicted model, not a curated record. Gene Ontology annotation, cellular component: neuron projection; membrane.